AUGUCUGCACCAACGAAAGUCACUUUUCCCUCUUUCAUGCUGCAGAUCAGCGGCGAGCUCUAUGCACCUGUAGCCGGCUCUCCUGACCACAAGGGUGCUGCAGUUGUGAUCAGUCACCCCAUGACCGGUGUUAAAGAACAAACCUCUGCGGACCAUGCCCGAUUCCUAUCCAAAGCCGGUUUCUACGCCCUCACGUUCGACGCAGGGUACCAAGGGGAAAGCACCGGCCAGCCACGUGGCCUUGAAGAUCCCCAUCAGAGAGUAGAAGAUAACAAGGCUGCUGUGAGCUACUUGACCACUCUCAAGGGCAAGGUUGACCCGGCCCGUAUUGGUGUCCUUGGAAUUUGCGCCUCGGGUGGUUAUACAUCCUACGCGGCCCAGUCUGACUCGCGGGUCAAGGCUCUGGCAACUGUCAGUGCCGCUUGUGUUGGUCGCAUGACCCGUAAUGGAGGCCUACAUGAGGAAAACAACAAGGAGACCCCUCAGGCUAUUGCCGGGGCUCUUCAGGCGGCAGGACAAUGGCGGACGCAGGAGGCUCGCGGGCCUCACUCGGAACCGCCCCCCAUGUUCAGCUCCGACAUCAAGCAGAUUCCCGAUGAUGCCGACUCUUUCUUCAAGGAUGCAGCUGCAUACUACGGAUCUAAGCGCGGAAACCAUCCACGUUCGGACCAGAAAGUUCCUCCCUCCAGCUACGACCUUAUGGUCAGCUAUGACUCAUUCAACUUCCAACACCUGAUCUCUCCACGGCCAUUGUUAAUGAUCGCCGGAUCCAAGGCUCAGACUCUUCACUACAGUGCAACCGCAGUUGCUGCGGCCCGUGAGCCUAAGGAGCUCUUCAUCGUCGAAGGAAAGAACCAUUUCGACCUCUAUGAUGACCUUGCGGUAUCUGGCCCGAAGCUUGUGGAGUUUUUCGGAAAGAAUCUCUGA
Molecule: messenger RNA, 927 nt
Organism: Aspergillus pseudoviridinutans
Lineage: Eukaryota; Fungi; Ascomycota; Eurotiomycetes; Eurotiales; Aspergillaceae
Product: alpha/beta hydrolase
Exons: 1
Coding region: 1-927 (308 amino acids)
Molecular function (GO): hydrolase activity
Source: RefSeq, a predicted model, not a curated record